UGCCCGCCCGCCCCGCGGUGCUGCGCUGGCAGCACUCUACAACCCACUCCCAGUGUCACCCACCACGCGCGACCCGUCCACGCCCGCGCGACCUCCCCACGACAUCUCGCCGCCGCAGGACAUCUCUGCGUUCCUCGCCGCCGCAGGUCCCCGCGCCCACAUGCCCAUGCCCAUGCGCCCCCGACCCGGCUGAAACGCUGGUGCAUCUGCACGCCAGCGCCGCGCGUGUUCCAGAAGCACGUCGCUUGUUGCAGGAACGUGUGCGUGCGCGUGCUGCAUGCGCGUGUGCUGUGGUUGAGACGGCGGGCGCGGGCGGCGGCGACGUUGUGGGCUUCAUGUGCGCGGGUGCUGGUGGUGGGUGUUGCGCUGCGGGCUGCGAUGCGUUGCGGCGGGCUGCUGGCUCUCCUGGCUCUCCCUCUCCUGGCUCCGCUGCGGCGGCGUCGCAAGGGAGGCGGAUACUCGGCCGCACUGCUGCAGCCAGACAGUCGCGGCGCGUUGUUCAGGCAGAAUGAGUGGUUCACGACAACCUCGUCAAGGCCGACGCAAGUCCGCGCGCCCCCAAGUCCGAACGCUCCAGACUGCAAUCUCCGCUCUGCUGGUCGCUGGCGUGCAGGCCGUCCAGCCAGCGGGGUUCUUGGUGCGCGACAGGCAAGGAGCUUGCGUCGAUUGCAGUAUGCCGGAUGUUUCUGCGCUGAUCAAACGGCCGGGAUGCCUUCCCCACUCUGACGCUCCCACUCUGACGCUGGGGGGGACCGCGCGCAGGGACCGUCCCGGACUUGCAGCGUCUGGGACGUCUGGCGCACGGGUGUGCGACCUGCGACACGCACUUAAACGUCCGUCGUUCGUCGCAGCAGCGGCCGGUGUGCUGGCUACUACUUCAAGACCGCCCCUUGCCUUCGUUUGCGACUACGCUUGCUCUGCCCUCCGUUCUUUGCCCACCUGCUGCUGCUACUUCUUCACUCAAAGCCCGAGAGUCUUUGCUGGCUGUGUUGAUUGUGCGGACUGUACUGUACAUGCUAGAGCAUACUUUGUUGAGCUCUUCCAGACGCGGCGGCCACGCGUAACUCCUGUGUUACGAUCCCAA
This is a messenger RNA of Boeremia exigua, 1084 nucleotides long. RefSeq lists its product as uncharacterized. Lineage: Eukaryota; Fungi; Ascomycota; Dothideomycetes; Pleosporales; Didymellaceae. The annotation marks the transcript as partial. The record is from RefSeq and is a predicted model, not a curated record. The transcript has a single exon.